AUGGGCUUGGUCAGUGUCUAUAGGGAGGCAGCAUGAGACGCUUCUCUGCCCGGACCAUGCAAGCGUUGUGGUAUUUGGAGGAAACAACAGUUUGACAUUUCUCUCAAAUAAAAAGAUGUGGAGGAGCCUCACGCUCUCGCUAAUGGUAUCCUUGGCACUGGGUGCAGAGGUUUCCCAGUCUGAGGAUGUAGAGUUGUUGGCAACGGUAGAAACGAUGGAGGAGAUGCAGGAGAACUUCAGCGAUAUAUCCGGACUACCGAGGGACGCAAGACGUCAGAUCUUGGCGGCCCAGUUUGAGUGCUACCUGAGGAUGAUCACAGAUCCACCUCGAACAGAAGAAGGUCCUUACUGUAACCGUACGUGGGACGGCUGGUUGUGUUGGGGAGACUCAGCACCGGGGACUGCGCUGCAGAUGUGUCCUACAUACUUUGUCGAUUUCGACCCCGGUGAAAAAGUGACCAAAGUGUGUAACCCUGAUGGCCAGUGGUUCCACCAUCCAGAGAGCAACAGAGUCUGGAGUAAUUACACGCUGUGUCAGGCCCACACAAAAGACAAACUCAAGUUUGCAUUGAGUAUCUACUACCUGGCGUUGGUGGGUCAUGGUCUUUCUAUUAUCUCCUUGAUCAUCAGUCUGAUCAUCUUUUCUUUUCUAAACAGUCUUAGCUGCCAGAGGAUCUCCCUCCACAAGAACACGUUCCUGUCCUUCAUCUUGAACUCUAUCGUCACCAUAAUGUGGCUUUCAGUCACUGUGGCCAACAACAAAACCAUAAGUUCCAGCAACCCUGUAAGCUGCAAGAUUCUGUCUGUUCUGACUCAGUAUACGUCUACCUCCAACUAUUUCUGGAUGCUGUGUGAGGGCAUCUACCUCCACACGCUCAUCAUAGUGGCUGUCUUUGUUGAGGAACAGCAGCUCUUCUGGUACUACAUCCUGGGAUGGGGUUUCCCCAUCGUCCCUGCCGUAACGUAUGCAGUCGCUCGUGGGCUCUUCUAUAAUGAUAAGUGUUGGAUCAGCUCACACACAAACCUCGUCUACAUCAUUCACGGACCCAUCCAAGUUGCACUGCUGGUGAACCUUUUCUUUCUCCUCAACAUCGUCCGGGUUCUGAUCACCAAGCUGAGGGAGACCCACUGUGCUGAGUCCACAGCCUACAUGAAGGCAGUGAGAGCCACCCUGAUCCUGAUCCCUCUGCUGGGGGUGCCGUUCAUCCUCCUACCCUGGAAACCCGAGGGACGCAUCAGCCAGACCGUCUACGAAUUCUUCAUAAUCCUCUUCUCCAACUUUCAGGGACUCCUGGUGGCAAUUAUUUUCUGUUUCUGCAACGCUGAGGCACAAACAGCACUCAAGAGGAAGUGGGUUCAGUGGAAGUCCGCCUGGGGUAAAACUGGCUGGGGAGACACACCGAUCACCAACAACCACUUCAGCUGUCAUACCAACUCGUCCAUCAUGGAGUCCAGCCGAGCCACCGUCAGCUUGGAGCAUCCCUCCGCUGCGUCCACUCUCCAACAAAAAGAAACCAGUCACCUCACAUCCCCGAUGCAGCACAAAACUGGGCAGGAAAAUACCAGCAAGGCGUGCCCCAAUGGGCAGGGUGACAUUCCCAAUAUGAUGGAGACCACUUACAUCUGAAUUAGGCCCAAAUACACACAAACAUCCAUUUUUAUAUAUCCUCGUGGGGACACGUAUUUCUAUAGCUCUUUA
Molecule: messenger RNA, 1699 nt
Organism: Nematolebias whitei (Rio pearlfish)
Lineage: Eukaryota; Metazoa; Chordata; Actinopteri; Cyprinodontiformes; Rivulidae
Product: calcitonin gene-related peptide type 1 receptor-like
Exons: 13
Coding region: 116-1627 (503 amino acids)
Biological process (GO): adenylate cyclase-activating G protein-coupled receptor signaling pathway; cell surface receptor signaling pathway; angiogenesis
Cellular component (GO): plasma membrane
Molecular function (GO): adrenomedullin receptor activity; calcitonin receptor activity; calcitonin gene-related peptide receptor activity
Source: RefSeq, a predicted model, not a curated record